AUGGAUCCAGCCGAUAUCUUGGUCGAGCUGCAGAAGAUUGAGACUUUAGAGGCUUUUGAAUUGAAUGACUGCGUCAUAGAAGCUAUUGAGAACAGUGGAGAAGACAUAGAUAUUCGUAUAUGUGAGCGUCUUGCGUGCUUGAUCAUGCAAGACUCCUCUUUCGGGAUCAGCAAAGUUCUCGAAGAGCCUCUUCGGAAAGCCUUGGAACUGAUCAACAACAGAUGCUUGGAGAUAGUGAGAGGCAAGAAGUGUGUCGGAAUAGGUAAGGAGUUUGAAAAUAGAGAGGUAAUCAUUGAUAAUUAGGAAACGAGUGGUUUGGCGGUCGGACCAAAAAUGGCAGCGGAAAGGAUCGAACUCUGGAAAGGGCGAUCUGCGGUGCAGUGAUAUCUGAUUGCUUGUUGGGAGGUGCUCGAAAAAUUCAGCCCCUUGAAAUUUCGCACUUUUAGCGUCAAGUUCCUAUCGCUCGAUAGAGCAUAACUUCGGGACGUCUUCUGAAAUCGCUCAAGCGCUUCUGAACAACGAUGAACGGUGUUUGAUGACGUUGUGUGCGCUUCUGAAAAUGAUCGACCGCAUCGAGUUGGUGUUGUCGAGAAACUUCCAGUUCUCUUGAAUUAUUUACAGCCCAAUAGUGAAAUUCGAUCCUUGUUGCUUGUUCCUACACGUCAUGGUCCACAUCAAGUUUGACUAUGAGGUUAAAAAAUGAUAAAAUUGUUCGAAAUUCCUUUUGAAGGUGAUUCUGGACUGGCUGAGUUCUGAGCUGGUGGCGACUUCCUUAUUUUUCCGAGUUCUCAAAUCUCAAAGUCAGGAAAAUUAUCGGCAACGUUGGCUGGAGGCGGCGCAACGAGUUGAUCGGUUUAUAUAAGCUUUUUUUUUCUUCAAAUUAAAUUUUCAAGUGAGAAAUAGAUUAAUCAAAAAAGACUUCUAGCAGCGAUUUUUGAACAAAAAAAAAUCUCAGACAGAAAUUAUGAAUAAUUCACCUAGAAAAAAGCCGUUUUCUGAGAAAGGAAAGAGAAAAUUUGUAGUUUGAAAUAUACCAGCCCUCAAUAUAAGAAUUUCGGUUUAAAGUAGGAAAAUUUCAAAAAAAUUUCAAAAUUGUACAGGUACAAGAAGCUAGAGACCGCAAAGCCCCGCCCCUUUUCGCGAUGAAAAAAAGGCCAUUUUUGGUAUUCCGUCUUUGAUUGUUUCGUACAACCGAUAGAAACAAUAAAAAAUGAUAAAAAUUACAUUUCCGUGGGAUUCAAAGAGCACUGUAGGCUGUAGUUGUGCAAUCACUUGGACGGAAGUGAUGGUAAAAAAAAGCUCGUAAAAUCUUCUCUUAGGCUCACGAAACCGUGCCGCCCUUGCAAAUAAUAGCGCGCGCAGAUUGCAUGAGAAUUCGCAAAUCAAAAUUUUUCAGCGCAAAAAAAUUUUUGCUUUCCGAUUACUUUUUAAAUAUUGUUUCCUCCUCUUAUUCUUAAUAUUUUUUUCGUUUUUUUCUUUUUCUGUUUUUUUGAAUGAUAAAAUCAUUAUUUUUUUAUAAAAAAAAACGAGAAGCUAGCUUGAGUUCGAAAAAAAUAGGUCUGUGGUCCCUACCUGAAGCCGCUUCCUGCGCCUUUAAACUUUUCAAAAAUCUUCUGUUAGUAAACUAUACUCUUAUAGUCGAUUCACGGUUAGCUUGGGACGCUUAGGGGGCGUGGCCUGUCUGCGCUCUCUAUUAAAAAUUCGCUAUCUCUGUCCUUAUCGUGUCAGGACCCUUUUCUCGAUGGCUUAAGCCAGCUAUAUAAAACUUAAGGUACUACUCAAAACGGCCCAAAUUGCCCUCGGAGCCCAAAACGAACUACGAGUGGAAAGAAUGCCCUGAAGCUCGAAGAUCCUCGCCAAAAGUUGUCCUCCGAAUCACUCAGCUCGAAGGAGACGUCCAAGUCACCAAGGAGUUCACAUUUUUCGGUGAAAUGGUGAGUUCAAAGGGAAAAAUGGGGGGCUUUUCGGUGAGUUUGCUCUUUGUCUAUUUGCUCUCGGACAAGGCUUGAAUGUACUUUACUUGUAUCUUAUUUGUUUUACACCUACACGGAGACUGAAGUCUUUAAAAAGAGUGUAAAACCCUAAAGGAAUCACUCGAAACUUCCUUGUCGAUUUCAAAGGCCAUUUUAUAAGAAUUGGAAGAAUAAGGUACACAAAAAAAUGUGUAAAAAAAUGCUUUUUCAAGUGAUUGAAAUAAAUUUCUAGUCAGGGAAAAUGAGCUACGCAUAGGAAAUUAUCCAAAAAUUCGGGGGAAAAAUUCGAGAAAAAAUUCAAUUUAUUUAUUCAAAAAUAGUAUAUCUCGACAUUUUUUUUUUUCAUAAAUUCAUUUAAAAUCAGUUCAAAAUGAUCCUUUAAUAUCUAUAGUCUGAUCAAAUUUUGAUUUUUCAACUCAAUAACGUCAUUAAAGUUGAAAAUUCCCUUCUAAAGUGCUCCGCCUCUGAUUGGCUUAUAGCCGCAUUCGGGGGCGGAGCCUGAAAUUCUAAGAGAGAUAAAGCAAAAAAUCGUAGAAAAAGGCCGAAAGUACAGUCGGUUCACGGCUAGCCUGUCUGCGCUCUCUUUAAACAAGACACUGUCUCAUUUCUCAUCGUGUCAGAACCCUUUUUCAGAUGGCUCAAGCCAGCAUAACAAAGAGCUUUUUGGUUUUGUAAUUUUGAUUCUUUCGUUCUCAAAAAUACCUCUCCGAAUUCAGCCCCGAAAAUGCGUCGUCGAGACGGAUUCUGAAGGCGAUUUGCAUGCGGAAGAGGUGUGGGUGCAGUGGCGCGUCACUGUCGCAACUCUGCAUAAUCGGCUCGAGAGGCUCCUCCGUGCGAAACUCGUCGGAGCCCAUCUCGAACCGAUCUGCCGCGCCGCCGUCAACUUCCUCAUCGUCCAGGGGUCAUGA
Molecule: messenger RNA, 2881 nt
Organism: Caenorhabditis auriculariae
Lineage: Eukaryota; Metazoa; Nematoda; Chromadorea; Rhabditida; Rhabditidae
Source: the annotation of a GenBank genome assembly